Zingiber officinale is the source of this 1142-nucleotide messenger RNA. RefSeq names its product PHD finger protein ALFIN-LIKE 3-like. Bases 115 to 741 code for a protein of 208 amino acids. The transcript has 5 exons. Gene Ontology annotation, molecular function: transcription coregulator activity; histone binding; transcription cis-regulatory region binding. NCBI's taxonomy places the organism in Eukaryota, Viridiplantae, Streptophyta, Magnoliopsida, Zingiberales, Zingiberaceae. The record is from RefSeq and is a predicted model, not a curated record. Gene Ontology annotation, biological process: regulation of DNA-templated transcription. Gene Ontology annotation, cellular component: nucleus.
UUGUCCCACCGUUAAGUUCUUCGUCCCUUCGUCUUCCUCUCUCGAAGCUUGACGCCCUUCUUUCGCCUUGCCACCUCUCUCUCCGUUGUCAAUUGCCGGUCCUCGAUCCCCCAGAUGGACCGUGGAUCGGCUUCCCAAAACUCCCGCAUGGUGGAGGAGGUCUUCCGCGACAUCAAGAACCGGCGAGCUGGCAUCCUCAAGGCCCUCACCACCGAUUUCGAGGACUUCUAUCAGCAAUGCGAUCCUGCAAAAGAAAAUCUGUGUCUCUAUGGAUAUCCAGAUGAGCAGUGGGAGGUUAGUUUACCUGCAGAAGAAGUUCCUCCAGAGAUUCCAGAGCCUGUUUUGGGCAUUAACUUUGCUAGAGAUGGAAUGGAAAAGAAACCCUGGUUAUCUUUGGUUGCUUUACACAGUGAUGCAUGGUUACUUGCCUUGUCAUCUUAUUUCAGUGGCAGGUUUCAGUUUGAUAAAAAACAUAGGAAGCUUUUAUUAGAUAUGAUAGCUGAUUUGCCUACCAUUUGUGAAGUUGUAAAUGGAAAGAUUCAGGAUAAGACCUCUGGCUCUAAACAGAACAGUAACAAAUACAAGUCUUCAAAAUUGGAAAAAGAAUUGCUGGAAAAGGGGGAUCCGGGCGCCCGGAAGGGAUUCGGGCGCCCAGAGCUAGUCCGAGCGCCCAGAAUGCCUAAAGUUAUCUCGUCGCCAACUUGGAGUGUGCUGAUUGGAUGGGCUGACGUCACGGCCUGAGCGCCGGGAAGGGAUCUAGGCGUCCGGAAUUACCUGUAUAAGCAGCCUUUCACCAAGAGCUAGAGACACAACUUCUUCUACGAUUGCUCUCUUGCGCGCUGCUCCAAAAGACGCUCCUGCGACGCUGCGAAGCUUCUCCGACAACCUGCAACUCAGUUCUAUUUUCUUUGUUGUCGGCAACUUUUAUAGUUCUUGUACUUAUUGUGUAAUACUUUUCCGAACUAUUAGUGAAUUGUCCACCGAAAACACUCUCAUGUGCGGGCCAUGGAGUAGGAGUCGACAAAGGCUCCGAACCAAGUAAAACUUGGUGUGUUAGCGUUGUUUCAAUUUUUCUCUGUCGCUGCGUACUCGAUUUUAUUUACGAUUUUCGACGAUCGCUGUUCACCUCCCCCUCUAGCAUU